UCGUAUCCUAGAGCCUUCUUGAUCCAUUAGAAGACUGUCUUUAGGCACAACAUCUGCAAGAAUUAUUAUCGUAGUGUUGUUUAAAAAGGAACUCAUACAAAAUGGCACUAGUGCAGCGCACAUAUGUAAAAAUCAGCUCUUUUAUUACUCGUAUCAGUGUCCGCUGUUAUUCAAAAUCUGUCGAAGAAAAAGACAUUAGAAAAUCGGUCUACAUUUCCCAGUCAAAAGACAUUUACACAAAUUUAGCUUUAGAAGACUGGAUAUACCGUAAUGUAAACUUCAAAAAUCACCAUAUAUUAAUGCUCUGGCAAAGUGACCCUUGUGUAGUGAUAGGUCGCCAUCAAAAUCCGUGGUUAGAAGCCAAUGUACCGGAAUUACCUCACAUUACAGAUAAGGGGGUAAGACUAGCAAGACGUAACAGUGGAGGAGGAACAGUUUACCAUGAUAAUGGAAAUUUGAAUCUAACAUUUUUCACACCAAGAGAACACUACAAUAGAAAAUAUAAUUUGGAAAUUAUUACAAGGUCUUUAUUUAGAGAGUUCGGACUCAAAGCUGAAAUAUCACCACGAGAAGACUUAACUGUCCGAAAUUACAAAGUUUCUGGAACUGCCUCAAAAUUAGGACGACCAAAUGCUUAUCAUCACUGUACUCUGUUAGUAAAGGCCAAUAAACUGGAUUUGAAUUUGGCACUCCAAAAACAAGACGUUGACAUAAAAACUAAUGCUACAAAGUCGAUAAAAUCUAAAAUAAUGAAUUUAUGUGAAGAGAAUCCAAACGUUUCUAUAACUAACUUAAUAAAAGCAGUUGGUUGGGAAUACAUGAGAACGCCAGCUUUAAAUGUGAUGGAUGGCGGCAUGGAACUAGCCAAUAAACAGAAAGGUUUUCAGUUGGUCAACCCAACCAAUUUAUGGUUCCCUGGCAUAAAUGAAAUUCGAGAUCAAUUUGUUGGUUGGGAAUGGUGCUAUGGCAAGACGCCAAAAUUCAACAUAUCAAAGUCCUUCACUGUACCAGACAGUUUAGUACACAGCUACGGAGCCGCUGGUGACGUUAGAGUAACGAUGACUGUGGAACAAGGUAGAAUAAGCGAUGUAACGCUUUUAGUCCCGCCUGGUUUAUCUCCGGAAUGUAUCACAGGAGAAGUAAAUGUCGUCACGAGCCUUAUUGGUCAGAAAUUCUCAGAGGAAGCUCUCAACAGUCUAGAAGGGCUGUUGGGUGGUUUGGUUAACGAUAAAGAUAAAUUUGUCACUGAGUGCCUACGACAAGUGAUGAGUUCUGUGUGAUAUAAGGCCAAACAGGAAGAGUAAUACACCUUUCUGUUUACAUCGAUUAAUGUUUAUGCUUUUAAGGAAUGUUAAGUGUCGCAUGAAGCGACUUUAAAAAAUAUUU
Anoplophora glabripennis (Asian longhorned beetle) is the source of this 1386-nucleotide messenger RNA. RefSeq names its product lipoyltransferase 1, mitochondrial. The transcript is spliced from 4 exons. Lineage: Eukaryota; Metazoa; Arthropoda; Insecta; Coleoptera; Cerambycidae. The record is from RefSeq and is a predicted model, not a curated record. Gene Ontology annotation, biological process: protein lipoylation. Gene Ontology annotation, molecular function: lipoyltransferase activity. The coding region runs from base 102 to 1280 and encodes 392 amino acids. Gene Ontology annotation, cellular component: cytoplasm; mitochondrion.